Molecule: messenger RNA, 531 nt
Organism: Carica papaya (papaya)
Lineage: Eukaryota; Viridiplantae; Streptophyta; Magnoliopsida; Brassicales; Caricaceae
Source: RefSeq, a predicted model, not a curated record
AUGGAGUUCUCCGUUUGUCCCCGACAACCCACUAUUCGCAUAAACUCCCUCUCCCUCUCCAACUUCUCCGUCUCGGAAACAAAGUUGGCCGCCGUCUGGAUCGCCAACCUGACGGUGUUUAACCCCAGCAUCGCCUUGCGGAUCUCCAUCGAUGAAAUCGAAAGCUCGAUACUUUACAGAGAAGACAACCCUCUCUCCAUAACUUCUGUCAAUGGCUUCCAUUUGGGGUUGAGGGAGAAAAAAGUUAUGCAGAUAAAGUUUCAGACGACCGGGUGGGAAGGCGACCAGCCAAUAGUGGAGUACCCGGUGUUGAGGGAGAUUGGUGGGGAUAGGAGACGCGGAACGGUACCGUUUAGCUUGAGGAUGACGAUGUGGGGAACGAACGGCGGUGGGUUGUUACGGUGGUCGAGGCCUGUUCUGGUUAAUUCUUAUUGCUCUGUUUUGGAUGUCGGAAUGCUCGCCGGAACUGGAAAGGGCACGCUGACCGUAGAUGGCCCCACUAAUUGUUUGGCAAUGAUGCUUCUUGAUUAA